AUGACUGUCAAAGCGAUAAGACAAAUAGCAAAGGCCCAGAAUGGCCUUGGCGCAUUUAUCUUGCAGUGCAAGAAGUUAGACUUCUACUACUGCGAUUGGGCUGGUAGUUCCAAGGGAAUGAAUGGCUUCAUCAAGUCUCUUCUCCCCAAGUUCGCCGCUGCCAAUCCCCAAGUCGAAUUCUCCAUCUCCCCUCGACCUGGAAAGCACCCCGUCGUUAUCGGUCACUACAUCAACGGCCGAACGAAGCCUAUUUGCGUACGAAAUCUCUCACCAUACGAGAUCCUACAGAAGGCCGAACUUCUACGCGAUGCCAGCGGAGACAAGCUGAAGCGUCACAACCAGGCCGUCACCAGCACUCGGCCAAGUGUGCGUGGUGUCUGGUCCCCAUACCACGGCAAGGGAACGGUUGUUUAA
Messenger RNA from Fusarium sp. VM40, 414 nucleotides. NCBI's taxonomy places the organism in Eukaryota, Fungi, Ascomycota, Sordariomycetes, Hypocreales, Nectriaceae. The record is from the annotation of a GenBank genome assembly.